Messenger RNA from Funneliformis geosporum, 1338 nucleotides. The record is from the annotation of a GenBank genome assembly. Lineage: Eukaryota; Fungi; Glomeromycota; Glomeromycetes; Glomerales; Glomeraceae.
AUGACCCCUAAACCUAUUUGUCACCCCUGUAAAAAAUUUACCUGGGAAGAAUUGGCAAAUCAUAAUAAGGCUGAUGAUGCCUAUGUCGCUGUUCGUGGUAAUGUAUAUGAUAUCACAAAUUUUAUAAAGAGGCACCCAGGUGGUGAAGAUAUCUUGUUAUUUGCUGCUGGAAGAGAUGCGACACAGGCAUUUGAAACAUACCAUGAACUUGGAAAACCUGAUUUGGUUCUUAAAAAAUAUUUCAUCGGAACCUUAAUAAGUAAUGAAUUGCCAGUAUUCAUAGAACCAACCGAAUUCCAUCGAACGCUUAAAAAAAGAGUUGAAGAUUAUUUCCAAAAUAAUCAAAUCGAUCCAAAGAAUCGCAUUACCAUUUGGUUACGUUACGCUGUUAUUUUCGGCUCACUUAUUGGAUCAUAUUAUGCGCAGUUCUUUAUUACAUAUAUUGUUGAACGAACAUGGUUACAAAUCAUGUUUGCGAUAAUUAUGGGUUUUGCAUGUGCUCAAAUUGGAUUGAAUCCUCUUCACGACGCUUCUCACUUUUCAGGUGCUACACAUGAUUUCUUGAAUGGAGCAUCACAUCUUGUAUGGACGUAUCAACAUGCUUUUGGUCAUCAUAUAUACACUAACAUUGCGGAUGCCGAUCCGGAUAUUUUAACUGAUGAUCCGGAUUUUCGAAGAAUUAAACCAAGUCAAAACUGGUAUUCUCGUUAUAUAAAUCAACAAACAUUCGUACCAUUAUUAUAUGGGUUAUUGGCCUUUAAAACUCGUAUCCAAGAUAUCAGUAUCGUAUAUAUUAUUGGAUCUAAUGGUAAAAUAAGGAUAAACCCUCUUAGUACAUGGCAUACGAGCAUAUUUUGGGGUGGGAAGGCAUUUUUCAUUUUAUUUCGAAUUAUAAUUCCGUUGAUUAUUAUACCCGCAUGGAAAUUCGCUUUACUUUUCGUGAUCGCUGAUUUGGUCACAUCUUAUUGGUUGGCUUUAACAUUUCAAGCCAACCAUGUUGUAGAGGAAGUAGAAUGGCCACUUCCUGAUGAAACAGGAUUAAUCCAAAAAGAUUGGGCAGAAAUGCAAAUUGUUACCACACUAGAUUAUGCUUAUGAUUCAUAUUUCUGGACAUCAAUAGUUGGAUCAUUGAAUUAUCAAGCUGUUCAUCAUGUAUUUCCUCAAGUUUCUCAACAUCGUUACGGUGAAAUUGCUCCUAUUGUCAAAGAAACAUGUAAAGAAUUUGGAAUUCCAUUUUAUUACAAGGAAACUUUUUGGGAUGCGUUUAGAUCUCACCUUGAACAUCUUCGUUUAAUGGGUUUACCACCACAAUCAAAAGGUGAUAUUAAAGUGGAAUAG